Leptidea sinapis is the source of this 1856-nucleotide messenger RNA. RefSeq names its product potential E3 ubiquitin-protein ligase ariadne-2 (gene ari-2). Gene Ontology annotation, molecular function: zinc ion binding; ubiquitin protein ligase activity; ubiquitin conjugating enzyme binding. The record is from RefSeq and is a predicted model, not a curated record. Gene Ontology annotation, biological process: positive regulation of proteasomal ubiquitin-dependent protein catabolic process; protein polyubiquitination; ubiquitin-dependent protein catabolic process. Bases 144 to 1604 code for a protein of 486 amino acids. NCBI's taxonomy places the organism in Eukaryota, Metazoa, Arthropoda, Insecta, Lepidoptera, Pieridae. Gene Ontology annotation, cellular component: ubiquitin ligase complex; cytoplasm. The transcript has 8 exons.
UGCCUAUUAAAUUGGUCUUGACUCUUGGUUUUUGUCUACUUUGUGAAUGAGUUUUUACAUUAUUUGUUUAUUUAUUAAAAAUCUUUUAUAAAUUUAUUACAACUUCCAGUUUGAUUGAACUGUUUUAAUUAUACAAUUAAAUUAUGUCUGUCGAUUCUGAUAUGGAAUAUUCAGACAACGAUGGCGACGAAUACGGAGACUACUAUGGAGAGCAAGAUGAUUGUGAAAUGGAAACAGUUGAUCAAAGUAAAACUGAUCCAGAAUAUUUUUUAUUUUCCUGCUUACGAGUUGAAGAAGUUGAAAAAUUGCUUAAUGAAUCCAUUGAACUACUUAGUAAUAGCCUACAAAUAACACCAUCACUAGCAAAGGUGAUUCUACAUGCAUAUGAUUGGAAUGCACAAGAAAUUAUUGAUAAAUAUAAGGAAAACCCAAAUGAAGUUCUAAUACACAGCCGUGUGAAACCUAGAGUGCCUUCACUCUCAGCAAAUAUCAGUUGUUCUACUUGUGCAGUUUGUGCCACUGCUAAUUCAACUCAGAAAUACAGUGCACUUACUUGUGGACACUAUUUUUGCAAUGAGUGUUGGGCGAUGCACUUUGAAGUACAAAUAAUGCAGGGUGUAUCAAAUACUAUACAAUGCAUGGCUCAAGAAUGUGAGGUGAUAGCACCUGAAGACUUCGUAUUGUCCCAUGUGGCAAAACCUACACUCAGAGACAGAUAUCAGCAGUUUAUGUUUAAAGACCAUCUCAAAUCACACCCUCAACUUAGGUUCUGCCCAGGCCCUAACUGUCAGUGGAUAUUCCGAGCUUGGGUGCGUGAAGGUGCCCGCCGAGUGGAAUGCCAGGGCUGUGAGCUGUUGACAUGUUUCUCCUGCGGGGCGCCACAUCACGCCCCCACCGACUGCAUCACAAUACGCCUGUGGCUGACCAAGUGUGCUGAUGAUUCCGAAACAGCUAACUACAUUAGUGCUCAUACUAAGGAUUGUCCAAAAUGUCAGAUAUGCAUUGAAAAGAAUGGGGGUUGCAAUCAUAUGCAGUGUGGAGCAUGCAGGCAUGAUUUCUGCUGGGUGUGUUUAGGAGAUUGGAAGUGUCAUGGCUCCGAGUACUAUGAAUGCAGUCGGUAUAAAGAGGAUCCUAACUUGUCCAGUGACAGUCAACAUGCACAGGCUCGAGAAGCUUUAAAGAAAUACUUACAUUACUAUGAGCGCUGGGAAAAUCAUGCAAGAUCACUCAAGUUGGAGGAACAAACUCUAGCCAGCUUGAAAAGCAGAAUUAAUCAAAAAGUUAUGGCGGGUGAAGGUACCUGGAUUGAUUGGCAAUACCUUUGGGACUCGGCAAAAUUACUAAAACGUUGCAGAUACACACUACAAUAUACAUAUCCCUUUGCCUAUUACAUGGAUGCCGGACCAAGAAAAGAGCUUUUUGAAUAUCAGCAGGCCCAGUUAGAGGCAGAGAUAGAGAACCUUUCCUGGAAAGUGGAGCGAGCUGAAACAACAGACAGAGGCGAUCUUGAAAACCAGAUGGAUAUUGCAGAGAAACGGCGAACAAUACUGCUCAAGGAUUUUCUUGAUAUAAAUACAAAUUGUGCGUCGAGUAGUAAAAUGUAAUGAGUAUCACAAAGAGAUUGAAUAAUUACUAUAAUGAAAUUCAGUCAAGGCACAUCACAUCACACUCACACAUAUAUAUUAUAUAUAUCAUGCAUUGAUAAUUAUUGUUGUAACUGUUAAAGCUAGAAUUUUCUUUUGCCAAAGUAUAUUUAUUGAAGUGAUUUUGCAAGGAAUAGGAAUAGAUCAUAAGGUUGCGCUGUGUAAAUGUUUUAUUUUGAAAUUAAAAAAAUAACUCGCUUACCACCUGUGGAA